Molecule: messenger RNA, 2237 nt
Organism: Neofelis nebulosa (Clouded leopard)
Lineage: Eukaryota; Metazoa; Chordata; Mammalia; Carnivora; Felidae
Gene: RCL1
Product: RNA terminal phosphate cyclase like 1
Exons: 9
Coding region: 791-1588 (265 amino acids)
Biological process (GO): endonucleolytic cleavage of tricistronic rRNA transcript (SSU-rRNA, 5.8S rRNA, LSU-rRNA); ribosome biogenesis
Cellular component (GO): nucleolus
Molecular function (GO): RNA endonuclease activity
Source: RefSeq, a predicted model, not a curated record
GCUGAGCAAGGGCUGAGCGUUGUGAAGGGACUCGGAGGAGGUAGGGCAGAGGCUUCCCUGGGGCUUAUGGAAGGAACACUUUCUGUAUCUGCUGCCGGUCUGGACAGAUAGGGUGGUGGCUGCCAGAAUCACUGUCGGUGAAGGGAACAGCUUACUUUGAAGCCAGCUUCAUAAGGCUGUUGGACAAAAUAACUAAUGGUUCUCGGAUCGAAAUAAACCAAACAGGAAUCCUGUUGAUGAGUGCAGUUUCUGGGAAAUCUCGUUUCAAGCGCCUGGAAAGAAGCUGGUUGCUGAUGUGACGAUUUCAGCACAUCAUUUGCAGAGCCCUCCACCAGCAGGCAGAGUGUGCUGUUGGAAGCCCAUAGCGCCCGUUGGGAUCUCUCCUCUGUGCCCUGCCACGACUUUGGCAAUUCAGAUGCUUAGGGAGGGGUUUAAUUUAUUACUGUUUAUUAAAUUACACUCACAGUUUAUUAUUGUUACAGGGGCUUGACAGUAAUGAGUCAGCUUUUGGAAAAGUUAAGUGUGGGCUCUUAGGAAUGGCAUUUUGAACUUCUUGGAUGCCCUUGUCAGACUUUCCCCUUGGGACUCACUGCUUUUGUUGCCUUUUUGACACUUCGUGUUUUUUGUUUUUUUGUUUUUUCGGCUGAAUGUGGCUCUUCCUCCUCCGGUAUAAGGAACAACCUUGUAUUACCAGCCUGGCCUCCUGUAUGGCGGGUCCGUGGAACAUGACUGUAGUGUCCUUCGCAGCAUUGGCUACUACCUGGAGAGUCUUCUUUGCCUGGCUCCGUUUAUGAAGCACCCGUUAAGAAUUGUCCUGCGGGGAGUAACCAAUGACCAGGUUGACCCUUCGGUUGAUGUUCUUAAGGCAACAGCCCUCCCCCUGUUGAAACAGUUUGGAAUUGACGGUGAAUCAUUUGAGCUAAAGGUUGUGCGACGGGGAAUGCCUCCCGGAGGAGGAGGAGAAGUGUUCUUCUCCUGUCCUGUGAGGAAGGUCCUGAAGCCCGUUCAGCUCACGGAUCCAGGGAAGAUCAAACGUAUUAGAGGAAUUGCGUACUCCGUGCGUGUGUCACCGCAGAUGGCAAACCGGAUCGUGGAUUCUGCAAGGAGCAUCCUCAACAAGUUCAUCCCCGAUAUCUACAUUUACACAGACCACAUGAAAGGAGUCAGCUCUGGAAAGUCUCCGGGUUUCGGGUUGUCACUGGUUGCGGAAACCACCACCGGCGCCUUCCUCAGUGCCGAGCUGGCCUCCAACCCCCAGGGCCAGGGGGCUGCCGUGCUUCCGGAGGACCUCGGCCAGAACUGCGCCAAGCUGCUGCUCGAAGAGAUCUAUAGGGGUGGAUGUGUUGACUCGACCAACCAGAGCCUGGGUCUGUUGCUCAUGACCCUUGGACAACAGGAUGUCUCCAAAGUCCUGCUAGGACCGCUGUCUCCCUACACGAUAGAGUUUUUGCGGCAUUUGAAGAGCUUUUUCCAGAUUAUGUUUAAAAUUGAAACCAAGCCAUGUGGCGAAGAACUCAAGGGUGGGGAUAAAGUGCUGCUGACCUGCGUUGGCGUUGGCUUCUCCAACCUUAGCAAGACCCUCAAGUGAUACUGUCACAAGAUGAGGCCCCAACGCCUACAAACAAAGCAGACGCUUGCCACGGACACCCAAGGGGACCAAGUCCAAAUUCAUCCAGGACAGGAGAGCCUCUUAACCUUAAGGAUUUCUUCAUUUUCCAUUAAAAACAAAGUCAGAACAUUUAAAUAAAAGACCUCUCUGUGUCAUGUGGUUUCUAGCCGUUUCUGCAGUGGCAUUGACACUCCUCAGGAAGCCCAGUCACGACCAGAGCUCCCGUAGCCCACGGGGAGGAAGAACGUGCCUUCAGGACACAGCUGUGUUGCUGGAGCAACCGCGCCCCUGCAUCUCCGCAGGGCUCACUCCGUCUGCAUCCCCGGCUUCUGUCGUGGCGCUGUUCUCCAGACCUGCAGGGUCCGUUACAGUUUCUUCUGCGAGGACUGACCACUUUGAGCCUCGGUUUCUGGGUAGGGAUUAAAUGAGAUCAUAUGGGUGGAAGCUCUUUAUGUGGAACGCACGUGUCAAAAAUUGAUAAUGUGAAACUAAUUUGUCCCUCGUCUUGUGAACAGACUGAUAUCUUGGAGGCAGCUACCACUCUUCUCCGGUCCAUCACGUGUAUAUGUGGGGGGAUGAGUGUCUGGAGAGGGCAGGGCUCGAUUAAACUUAUUGGAUAUUUUCUGUA